CCGAAAACUCGCGAAUCACGGCGCAGCGUAACCAGAACCUUAAUUUGCGUGGGGCCUCUUUAAGUCCGGAGUCGCUUCCGGUAGCCUCGGCCCUACGGUGGGGUUUGCGUUCCCGGUGGUCGGCGUCCGUGCCUUGUGCUCGCCGCUAUGCCCGAGCCGGCAAAGUCCGCCCCCGCGGCCAAGAAGGGCUCGAAGAAGGCGGUCACCAAAGCCCAGAAGAAGGACGGCAAGAAGCGCAAGCGCAGCCGCAAGGAGAGUUACUCCAUCUACGUGUACAAGGUGCUCAAGCAGGUGCACCCCGACACCGGCAUCUCGUCCAAGGCCAUGGGCAUCAUGAACUCGUUCGUCAACGACAUCUUCGAGCGCAUCGCCGGCGAGGCCUCCCGCCUGGCGCAUUACAACAAGCGCUCGACCAUCACCUCCCGGGAGAUCCAGACGGCCGUGCGCCUGCUGCUGCCCGGCGAGCUGGCCAAGCACGCCGUGUCCGAGGGCACCAAGGCCGUCACCAAGUACACCAGCUCCAAGUGAGUCCCUGCCGGGACUCGGCGCUCGCACGGGUCGCCGGCCGCUUGACUCCAAAGGCUCUUUUCAGAGCCACCCACCUUCUAGGGGAAAGAAGCGGUUUUUCCCUAUUUCAAAAUGUUAUUUUUCCAUGCUAUUUAUUCUU
Prionailurus viverrinus (fishing cat) is the source of this 667-nucleotide messenger RNA. Its product is annotated as histone H2B type 2-E-like. Gene Ontology annotation, cellular component: nucleosome. The record is from RefSeq and is a predicted model, not a curated record. Lineage: Eukaryota; Metazoa; Chordata; Mammalia; Carnivora; Felidae. Gene Ontology annotation, molecular function: structural constituent of chromatin; DNA binding; protein heterodimerization activity. The coding region runs from base 148 to 528 and encodes 126 amino acids. The transcript has a single exon.